Molecule: messenger RNA, 3333 nt
Organism: Phlebotomus papatasi
Lineage: Eukaryota; Metazoa; Arthropoda; Insecta; Diptera; Psychodidae
Gene: Flacc
Product: fl(2)d-associated complex component
Exons: 4
Coding region: 167-3217 (1016 amino acids)
Cellular component (GO): RNA N6-methyladenosine methyltransferase complex
Source: RefSeq, a predicted model, not a curated record
GGCCACUGACAUGCGUCCCAAAACGCACACAUAUACACAAGAAGGAAAAAUUCUUGCAAUCCUGGGAAAAUUCUGAAAUAAAUCGUGGAAAACUUGUGUUUUCCUUGAUUAUUGCAUCAAUAUUCAGUGCAGCAAAUAUGCAGCUGUACAUUAGGUAUUAAAUAAGAUGUCAAGUAGUGCUAAAUACUUUGCAUCGGUUGAGCUUCCAAAAGACGCCACAUCUCAUUCCAUCAAACAAAAGCUAUUGGCCGGUGGUUUCAGAGAUCCCUCGAGGACGGGGAAUCCAAGUGCCACGGCUUUGGAGGAUGCUGAACCAGAGGUGUUAGAGAAGAGACGAGACGAAUUGCAAAAGGAACUACAGAAGCAACUCAAAAUGGAGUCGCAGGCCAAAAAAUCAGCCCGAAAGAAAGUAUCAGUGAGCACAAAGACAUCUUCCGACAGCAGCAGCAGCUCAGACAGCUCCAGCAGUGGCAGGAAGAAUUCUAGCAGUGAUGAUUCCUCAUCGUCUUCCAGUUCAUCAUCUCGCGAAUCAAGGAAGAGGAUGCUGAAGAAGAAUAUGAAGAGGAGAAGGGCAUCUAGUAGCUCUUCGGAUGAUCAUCCGCCUUUGAAGAAAAAACUCACAAGUCGCAAGCAUGGAUCUCAUAAGAAAUCCAUGGUGAAAAUUCAUGCUAAGAAAGUGUCAUCUGGCAAGGGGCGUAACUCCCGGGCACUUACACCAAUCUCAAUGGGCAGGAAGCGCAGUAUUUCGCCCCAAUUGAAGACGAGUCAGAAGUUGCAGCCGAAGCAGAAGUCAAUCUCCAAGGAGAAGCAUCAUUCGGGACUCGUUAAGGAACGUUCCCGGGACACGAAAGAUCGGGAAUUGUUGCGUGAGAAGGAAAAAGUGAGACUUCAUGCUAAGGAUCGACUGAGGAGUAGAACUCCGGUCAAACCUCGUGUUAAGUCUCGCAGUCCUCGGAGAAGUCCACAGAGAGCCCGGGAGCUGAAGCGCAAGAGCCACGAGAAGCGCUUGAGCCCCUCAAAAGUCCGUGGGACUUUGAGACGGGAUCGCAGUGCUGACAGAUUGUCAGCUAAAGGGUCAAUGAAAGAAGUCUCACGGCGCCAUGAGCCUCCGGGUGCCCUCAAAGAGAGAGACAGGAGAGACAAGGAGCGAGCAGAUCGAGAAGCAGCUCGGAACAAAGAGAGAGCAGAAGCUCUGGCACGUUGCCAGGAGCGUCAGCGAGAGCGAGAGCGCCUCGCCAAAGAGAAAGAACUGGCAGAAAGGGACAAGGCAGAUCGAGGAAAGAUUGCCGAUCGCCUACUUCCGCGUCCGGCAGAAAGAGCCAUCGCCCUGGCGGCCAGCCGAGGUGAAAGCCACGACAAAAUGGACAGAGAUCGUCCGAGGUCUCACAGUCGCAGCAAUGUGCGCGAAUUCACCGAUCGUCCGCCGUACGAUGCACGUCCCGGAGGAGAUCGGCGAUACCAUGAAUCCCCGACAAUUCGCCGGGAGCGAGAAGAGAGGCACGAGAAGUACGUGAUCGUGCGAAAUCGUCCAGAAACUCGAACUCCUCUGACGUACGAUGCCACACGACGAGCUCCCCGGGAGGAACAUGAAAUGUACGGAGAGGUUCCACCUCGAUAUGAAUCCCACGAGGAUCGUCAUCUGACUCAUGAGUACUCCUCCACGAGGACACAAUAUGGCACAGAAAGAAUCCACAGAGAUCACGAAUGGGACAGGAAUGUUGAUCAAAAUCGCUAUGAACGUCCAGAUCUCAUGACCGCAGCCCGUCCGACCGUGCAGAAUGAUUGGGAGAGAAAUGAUAUUCCCAUGACAUCGACCAUGGCCAGGAGCAAUGAGCCCUAUGUCGAAGCUCCGGAUUGGAAGGUGAAUGAGCGUCCGUGGGAGGAGUCCGGAGCAGGAAAGCCUGCAGGAACUUGGCAAGGUGGCAUGAAGGAUGAAUCCUGGGAGGGAUAUCAGGAGCGUGACACGUGGAUUGAUAGGCAUCGGGAUGUGGCUGAUACGGGAGGAAGGCGCUGGCCAGUCAGAAGAUCUGGUCACCAAAUGAUGACACAGGGAGACAAUGAUACCAGGACUGAACCGUAUCGUCGGCCGGGAAUGUCUCACACUCAUGCUCCUCACAUUCAAGGGGAUCACAUGAACAUCAUGGGAGGCGCUUCCUCUGGGAUUUACCAUCACAAUCCAGGUAUGCGGCAUGUUCAGCAGCAACAGCAUGCUGGAGCACAGGACAUGGGUAUGGGAAUGGGAGGAAAGGAUUAUGGGAAUGUUUCGUCAACAUCAUCACAUUUCCCACUGAAUCCACUCAUGUCACAGACACCACUCAAACGCCCUCGAAUUGGCGAAGAAGUGACAAUGCCCGAUGCAAGUGCUCCAUCUCAAGAAUUACCACCAUUGCGAAAGAUGCUGAAGACACCAAAUACAUCCGAAGAGGCAAUUGAGGAUAAUUUGAGCGAAAUAAGUGAUGAUGCUGAUGAUAUAUUGAAUAGUGUGGAAAAUGCCAGUGAAGAAAAAGAUGGAGAGAGUGUGACGAAAGAGAUUGGGGAUGAGAAAAAGAUUAGUGAGGGAGGAGGGAAAAAUGUCCAGGAAAUUGUGGAUGAGAAUAAGGAGGAUUUGGGGGAGAAAAGCAUAAAGGAUAUUCAAGAUGACUUCAAUUUGGGCUUCGAGGAGAUUUCUGAUGGGGAAUUGGAGGAAGAGGCUCGGGUUAAGGGGCUUGGUGAUGCCCUUGGUGUCGAUUGGACGAGUUUGGUGACAGAGAGUCGUGCAAGGGAUCAGGCAAAUAGGAAUGAAGUGACAUCGGUGCGUCAGAAGUGGAAGUAUCAUGAGGUAUUGCUGAAUUUGGGUAUUUCGGUGAAGAUGGCUGGAGAGGAAUUUACAAGGGAACUGCUAAAGCGUGCCAGGGAAGCAGCUAAGGAGGAUUGUGCAAAAAAGGGGCAGGAAGUGGUGAAUGAGGAGAAGAAGGUAAUUGAGAUGGAGGGAGAUGCAAUAUCGCAUCAUGUGGCGGAUGUUCAAGUGGCAAAGAGGAAAGCUAGUGAAAGGAGAGCUCGACUCAUUUCACAGGCAUCAGGAUGCUUCAGUCGAGCUCUCAAUGCACGCAGAGAUUUGCAAAUUCGCCGUCAAUUGUGUGGCUUUCCCAUUCAAGAGGUGCACUAUUGCUCGGUUAGUCCUGAAUUGAACAAUCUGGCUGUGCAGCUCUUCAAGAAGGCAACAGCAGCCACAACAUAAGAAAAUAGACGCGGUGUUCUAUUAAAGUUAAUUAUAUUACUUAAUGUAAUGAAAUUUAUCAAAGAAAAUUGUAAGAAUUUCAGAAUAAAAUUAAAAGGUUUUGAAUCUUAAAAGGA